Aspergillus uvarum CBS 121591 is the source of this 1035-nucleotide messenger RNA. RefSeq names its product protein ergS (gene ergS). Lineage: Eukaryota; Fungi; Ascomycota; Eurotiomycetes; Eurotiales; Aspergillaceae. Bases 1 to 1035 code for a protein of 344 amino acids. Gene Ontology annotation, biological process: phospholipid homeostasis. The record is from RefSeq and is a predicted model, not a curated record. Gene Ontology annotation, molecular function: aminoacyltransferase activity. The transcript is spliced from 3 exons.
AUGGGCGUGCUAGACCCCAGCUACAGCCUGUUCGUGAGCACGACCCGCACAGCCCUGCUGUGCUUCAAAGUGUGCAAUAAAGUGGCCAUCGUGUCAGGAGACCCGAUGUGCGCGGUCGAGGAGUUCGGCGCCGUGCUCGCGGAGUUCCAAACCUGGCGCCAACGCCAGCGUCUGGGGAUCGCCUUCAUGGGGGCGAGCGAGCGCAUGGUCGAGUACGCCCAGCAGCACCACCACCACCACCAAGAUCCGACGACGAAGUGGACGAUCCUCGAGUUCGGCCGCGAGCGCGUCCUCAACCCAACGACCAACCCCGUCCUCCUCGAACAGGAGGGCAAACGCAUCAUACUACAAAACAAGCAGCUCCUCCACCCGGACAAAGGGGGGAUAACCCUGGACAUCUACGUCGCCCCUCCCCAGCCCUCAUCCCCAUCCACACCAGAGGACCAAACCCUCCAAUCCCAACUGUCCGAUAUCUACAAAACCUGGUGCCACCACCGCAACACCUCCGACAAACAAAAACAAACUCAAGCCUUCAUAACAACCUACACCCCCUUCCCCCAGAGUCAGACCCAAAUGCUGUACAUCUACACCCUCUCCCCCCACACAGGCACCCCAAACUCCCUCGCGGCCCUCCGCUACCUCGGCACCACGCACGGCUACCACCUAGACCCCUGCAUCGCCGCCCCCGGCAGCCCCAAGGGCAUCUCCGAUCUGCUCGUCUUCGCCGCGAUGGCGCUCCUCCGGCAGAUGGGGUGCAACUACCUGAGUCUGGGGUUCGAGCCGUACGCGCAGCUGGGGCGGGUGGAGGGGUUCGCCAGUCCGCUGGUCGAGAAGCUGGUCCGGAGGGCGUAUCGGUUUGCGUUUGCGCGGUUGCCGGUGCAGGGGAAGCGGGCGUAUCAUGAUAAGUUCCGGCCGGAUGAGGGGUUGGAGCGGGGGGUGUUUUUGGUGUUUGUGGGGGAGGAUUCCCGGGGACGGCAGGUGGUUGGGGUGGCACAUUUGGCGAAUAUACGGAUUCGGCGGGUGCUUUGGGGGUAA